AUGCCGGAAACACCGGUAGAACUCGCGGCUCGCCUGCAACGAGAGCUGGAUGAGGCCAGGGCUGCGAUGGCGCAUCCUAUCACUCGGGUAGAGGCUUAUCGUUCCCCCAAACUCCCAGCGUUCAUCAGAGCUGACCCGGGCAUGUGGUUCAAUCAGGUAGAAGCCUCAUUUCGGUACGCGCAUAUUAUGGUUGAAGGAACCAAAGCGGAUUGUAUCAUUGAAGCGCUCGAUCAGGAGGCAAUGACUGCCAUUAGGGACAUUGCUCUCAUAGAGCCUCAACCUCCAGACGUGUACGUUCAAAUUAAGAACAGAUUAAUUACGGCUUUUUCGGCUUCCACUGAGAGCAAAUUCCGUAAGCUUCCAAAGGGCCUAGUCCUCAAUGAUGGCAAGCCAUCACUCAUUUUAAAUAGGCUUAGAAGCUUAGAUGACGGUGCGAAAUGCGAUGAUGCCAUCAUCAAAUCCGUCUUUCUUGAGCAGCUUCAGCAUAAUCACAGAGUAAUUAUAGUUGCAUCCGACAUUAGCGAUCUCAACAAGUUGGCCACUCUGGCAGAUAAAAUUGUCGAGAACUCUCCGUCAGAGGCUCGUCUCUCUGCGGUUAAUGUUAACUCGGACAUCUCGUCCUUAGCUUCAGAAGUCAAGCGGUUAGCUGACUCUUUUGAAAAAUUUUCCACCCGAGUAGGAAACCUUGAAAGCUCUUUCAAAGCUUUCAAAGGUCGUUCGCGUUCCAAAUCUCGUGAUUCGUCUGGUCUUUGCUUAGCACACAGGAAGUACCCAGAUAAUCCCACGAAAUACAAGAAGUGGUGCUCUGAGUACUCUAAGUGGGCGUCAAAAAACUAA
Nasonia vitripennis (jewel wasp) is the source of this 837-nucleotide messenger RNA. RefSeq lists its product as uncharacterized. The record is from RefSeq and is a predicted model, not a curated record. The coding region runs from base 1 to 837 and encodes 278 amino acids. The transcript has a single exon. NCBI's taxonomy places the organism in Eukaryota, Metazoa, Arthropoda, Insecta, Hymenoptera, Pteromalidae.